Molecule: messenger RNA, 5348 nt
Organism: Chiloscyllium plagiosum (whitespotted bambooshark)
Lineage: Eukaryota; Metazoa; Chordata; Chondrichthyes; Orectolobiformes; Hemiscylliidae
Gene: sox5
Product: SRY-box transcription factor 5
Biological process (GO): cell fate commitment; positive regulation of chondrocyte differentiation; regulation of transcription by RNA polymerase II
Cellular component (GO): nucleus
Molecular function (GO): RNA polymerase II cis-regulatory region sequence-specific DNA binding; DNA-binding transcription factor activity, RNA polymerase II-specific
Source: RefSeq, a predicted model, not a curated record
AAAUCUAAUCAACUGACCUGCAGAUUCCAACAAUAAAAGGCCCUUUUAUUUUGGGCGGGCUCUAUACUGUAGCCUUUUGUGCUGAGUGAACCCUCCCAGUAGGAGUGGAUAGUUGAGUCUGUGUGUUGUGCGUUAUGUGUACAGCCUUGUGUUUGCUUCCCACCAGAUGCUAAAGUAUAUUGGCCACUUUAGUCUCAGUGCGUAUAUCAUCUCACGUCAGGCUGCAUUACCUGAUUACCUCAGUCCCCAGUCAGAUUGUACCUAGAUAAGUCUCUGAUAUUAUGACUUCCCCACGUUGAAACUGGGAGCUCUGCUUUAAUUCUCUCUUUUAGUGGCAGCCCUAUUUAGGAGAGAUUAAAGAGAGUUUAGAGCCUUCUCUCUCUCUCUCUCUCUCUCUCGUGUUAAAGUUAACUGCUAAAACUGACACGGGGACUCCGCUCGUUUCCAUGGAGGUCGGGUUUAAACUUGAUUUGAUGACUUUAAAAAAUUGUUGCCAGUAAAUUUGCACCAUUCUUGGUGAGUCUGAUCCUACCGAGCAAUAACAGACAGAGACCGAGCGGGAGUUUCAGGGACCAGCUGCCUCCGCGGUAUGCAGAAAUCGCCAGAUUUAGUUUGAAACAAUUGUUGGUGAUUGUUUUGACAAGGUCCUACUUUCCAGCAUGCUCAGUGCUCCUGAAUUACCUCAGGAAUUCCAAAGGAUGUCUUCCAAGAGACCGGCCUCUCCAUAUGGGGAAACAGAUGGAGAGGUAGCUAUGGCGACAAACCGACAGAAAGUAGAAGAGGGAGAAAGUGACGGACACUCUGCUUUUCACCCACCUCUUCCACCAAGUUUUUCCAACAACCUUCAUACAGAGGAGCUGCACAUACCGUCCACAUUGACCAGAGAGACUUCAUCUUGUGAGAGUCCAACAUCUCUGCAAGACUCAGUGGAUCACGACGGCAAUAAAGCAGCCUCGCUAUUCUCUACACACAACUCAUCUACCUCACCUCUGAAGACUGAAGAAGGGGCUCGGCAGAGCAGUGAGUCAGGGUCUGGCACAGCGCUGGGCACCCCAGAGAGACGCAAAGGCAGCCUGGCGGACGUAGUGGACACACUGAAGCAGAAGAAAAUGGAGGAGCUCAUCAAGAGCGAACCCGAGGAAACGCCCAGUAUCGAGAAGCUCUUAUCAACAGACUGGAAGGACAAGCUUUUAGCCAUGGGCUCGGGAAAUAUCGGGGAGAUUAAAGGGACACCAGAAAGUCUAGCAGAGAAAGAACGGCAGCUCAUGGCGAUGAUCAAUCAGUUGACAAGCUUGCGUGAACAGUUGCUGGCUGCUCAUGAUGAACAGAAGAAACUAGCAGCCUCACAGAUCGAGAAACAGAGGCAGCAAAUGGAACUAGCCAAGCAGCAACAGGAACAAAUCGCUAGGCAACAGCAGCAGCUACUACAACAACAACACAAGAUCAACCUCCUUCAGCAGCAAAUCCAGCAGGUUCAAGGUCAGUUGCCUCCGUUGAUGAUUCCAGUGUUCCCUCCAGACCAGCGGACAUUGGCAGCUGCAGCAGCCCAGCAAGGAUUCCUCCUGCCUCCUGGAUUCUCCUACAAACCCGGAGGAUGCAAUGAACCCUACCCACUUCAGCUUAUCCCCACAACCAUGGGAGCAGCCGCAACACCAGGACUUGGCCAACUCCAGCUACAGCAGUUGUAUGCAGCCCAACUCGCUGCAAUGCAGGUGUCCCCUGGAGCCAAGUUACACAGCAUGUCACAGGCCAGUCUGAACAACACUCUAUCACCCAACAGCGUCCAGGCAGAGAAAGGCAGAACGACACCUCCACCAAAAAGCAAGGACGAGGUGACACAGCCGCUGAACCUCUCAGCCAAGCCGAAAACGUUCGACCCCACAAAAUCGCCCGCGUCGCCCAACUCUCCCCAGAUUCCCCCCUUGAAAAUGAGCACAGGAUCUAGCCACCUCAAACCGGUCAUGUCCGCCACGUUGAGUGGCCCACCUGGUCGAAUGACCUCAAUAGACAUCCUGUCGUCCAUCACAUCCUCGGGUUAUUUGAAUGACCAUGAUGCCGUGGCUAAGGCAAUUCAAGAGGCCAGGCAAAUGAAGGAGCAGCUUCGAAGGGAACAGCAGGCACUGGACGGGAAGGUUGCAGUCAUCAACAGUCUGGGACUAAAUAACUGCAGGAUGGAAAAGGUACAUGAGAAAACAUCAUUGGAAAAUCUCACCCAGCAUCUGACUGAGAAGCGACCGGAAGAUGGAAAGUUUGGACACGCAAUGGUGGAUUUUAAUGUGGGCGGAGAGGCAGAUGGAAAUGCAGGAGUCUCCGAACCCAGGAUCUACCGAGAAGCUCGUGGUCGGAGCAGCAAUGAGCCCCAUAUCAAGCGGCCUAUGAACGCCUUCAUGGUCUGGGCCAAGGAUGAGAGACGGAAGAUUCUUCAAGCCUUCCCUGACAUGCACAACUCCAACAUCAGCAAGAUUCUGGGCUCUCGCUGGAAGGCCAUGACCAACCUAGAGAAGCAGCCGUACUAUGAGGAGCAAGCCAGGCUCAGCAAGCAGCACCUCGAGAGGUAUCCGGAUUACAAAUACAAGCCCCGGCCGAAACGUACCUGCGUGGUGGAUGGCAAGAAGCUGAGGAUCGGUGAAUACAAAGCAUUGAUGCGCAACAGACGUCAAGAAAUGCGGCAGUUUUUCACCGUGGGGCAGCAGGGUCAGAUCCCCAUCACGACAGCUGGAGUGGUGUAUCCUGGGGCCAUCGCUAUGGCUGGGAUGCCAUCCCCGCGGAUCCCGUCGGAGCACUCGAGCAUGUCGAGCAGCCCGGAGCCCAGUAUGCCAGUGAUCCAGAGCACUUACAGCCUCAAAUCCGGGGAGAGCCAAGCAAAGGACGAGCUGAGGAUCAACGACAUGAACGGAGGGAUGUACGAUGAGUACGAGGACGAGGAGGAGGAUGACCCAGACGCAGACUACGGCAGUGACGACGAAAACCAGGUGGCGGUGCAAGCUGACUGAUAGGAGGUCAGGAGCUUUCACCGACGAGUCUGAAUCCAUCGGUCUGGUGCAUCCUACCAGGGGCCAAACACAUUUUGACUAUCCAAUACACUGACUGUUACUUAAAACUAUUUAGUCUUAAUAAACAGGAUAUAGUCAGAACAUUACUGGCUAUUAGACCUGGGCCUAUGGUACGGGCGUGGGAAAAAAAAUGAUAAGCUAUGGGUAAAACAAUGCCAGUAAAAUCAGCUGCUAACCCCGGGCACUGACGUCUUACCCUCCUGAGGUUUGUCUAGACUGUCAUUCUUAUAAGAUUCUAUAAAUUCUCACUCAGGUACAAAGUGCCAACAAGUGGCUUGUGAAUGUGUUUUGUUGUUAUUUUUGUGCCACAAUAAAAGGUGUUUUUUUUUGUUCACAUUUUUGGAUGGAUCAAGGUAAAAAGAAACAAGUUUUUCUGUUCGCUCUCGAGUUACCUUUGUUUCAAAGGAGUCUAUUUUCUUGAAUAUAUCAGCACACUGUUGCACCCUCAUAGAGUACUUUCGAUUUUUUUUGUUGUUUGUUGCACAUCAUUUUAAAAUGCAACUUUUAGCAAGUGCCAAAAUGUGUAAUUGUUGGAAUUAGUUCAUGCGCUUUCCUACAGUCUUAAGCUAGGGAUAUUGUUGGGUCUUAGACAAUCCCAGACACCUUUCCAUACCAGCAGCUGUAGGAGAUAGUAGGUGCAGUUCUCAGGUGAAAGGGGGAAUAACUGAAGACGUGUGAAACUUUUUAUUACGUAAAUUGUGCGCGCGUGUGCGUCUGCAAGUGUGAGUGGGUGUGCGUGGGUGUUAUGGUACUUUAUAAGGUGUCGGAGACAGUGAUAGCAAAGCAGCGUGGGAGAAUGAAAUUCCAGGUCCUCAGCGUCCACUCCGACACCUUCCGCAGCGAAGCCGCCAUUUCUCUUCCCUCCCUUCCUCCCGUCCCCUGCCGUCGUUCCGCUGAGGCAGAUGCUUCCAUCAAGUCUCUUUGCUAUGUUCGAAGCACUUAGAAAAAGAAAAGGGGGCGUUGGGGAAACCGAGCAGGCAUCCAAACUCAGAAGCGAGGCUUGUUUCUGUCAUAGAGUUUGCCGUUAGCCAGGAACGUGCCAUUCUGGCGAUGGCGCAGUUUGUGGAAACAGACACCAUACCUCCAAUGGAUUUUGGGCGUUAGAAACUUUCUUCCCCCUCACCCUAAAUAAUACAAUUUUGGAUAAAUGGAAAUAAAAUGCUUUGUUGUUAAAGGUGGACUAGCUGAUCAUAUACUGCAUGUCAGUGUUUAAUUUGUAUUUUUUGACUGUAUUUUUCAAUUUUAACUGCCUCUUAAUAGUGUACAAUGAUGAUCAGCUAUCCCCCAGUUAGUAAGUUAUGUAUAAUUUAUUUCUUCAGUUCUAUCUAAUUGAUUGGCAAUGCAGCAUUCUGUAGCUGUAGAUAUUUAAGGCUGGUAAUUUAGAUAUAAAGUUUUUUUCUUUUUUUUGUUCUUUAAGUCCUAGUGAUGUCAUGUUAUGAUGUUUAAUCGACAGGCGUGAAAAUAAUUGGACUGUUUCUUGGGACAGAAAUGAGACUGUUCACAUAAUCUCAUUUCGUAUUUAAUUGUCAUGGUCACUUAGAGCUGAUUCGCUAAAGCACUCUGUAAUGGAAAAGAAAAAAAAAAUUGCCAAUUUUAAGAAAAGAAAUACAGGUGUUUUAUAUCACUUUAUGUAAAAUGUGAAACCAGUUUUUGUUUUUUUUUCUCUCAACUGUGUGAACAAACUUCUGACACUUGUGUGAGGCUUUAGUCUCACAUUGGCUGGGCCUUUUCCACCAUUUCUUUUUUGGCGCUCUGUUUAUUUAUAUGACUCUAGACUACAAGAGUACUUUGUUUUAGCUCCAGUAAGGUUUCACCAUGAUUUUGUGGCUGUGAGCCGUUUGUGAUCUAUAUGCCAACAAUGGAAACUGUGUCGGAGUUUUCGUUUGUUUUUCGCUAUUUUUGAUUUUAUCCUUUUCCUGUAUUUUCUUUUUCGUUCCUGUUCAGAUCUCUCAUUUUGCAUUCUGUAAUUCCCAAUCUCAGACUACUCAGUUCUACUGAUGCUGUACUGUUUUUUAAAAAGAAAUGUAUUUAUUGGCCAUCACUGGCUCUAAAAAUUAUUAGACACAGAUUGUGUUCAGGAAGACAAUCAAAUUGAGUGGAGCUUAAAACAAAGUAAACUGAAUCUACCAUCUCACUUGAAAUUUAAAGAAAGAUAUGUAAAUAUAACAUAGAAUUAUAGAUUUAUAUUUUGUUCAUAACACAUAGUGUAAUAUAAGUUGUAUAUUUUCAUGUUUUUUUGUUUAUGUUAUCAUUCAUGCCACAAUAAAAGCAGAGUACUUGUACUCUGAAAAAACA